AUGCAGAACAGUCAUCCACCUGAAGAUUCUAAUUGCCUGGACGAAGUUUGGCAACCACGUAAUCAAACCGUCUCAGAAAUUUCUAAACAUUCUUUAACAACUCGACCUACAGGAAUCAUAAAUAGAACUUCAAGUUCAUCCUUCACUUCGAAUGGUUUACUGAUCGAUAGAGUUUCUUCUCUGCCUGUUGCUGAAGAUAAUAUAUCAACAAACCAAGAUAGGACCACUGAAAGCUUGCAGAAGUCGAGAAAUUUGCGACAAAGCUUACGAUCAUUUCUACGCAAAGCUACUAGUCUGAAAGAAUCUCGAUCGAAUCUAAAUAUCGAAUGUUCUGUUAUUGGUCUCGAUGGAAAAUGUUUUAGGUUUAGUUUAUAUAAAUUCGCUUUUGGACGUGAGCUCUUCGAUUUGGUAUGUCAGUCUCUGGAAUUAGAAGAGUCACAGUAUUUUGGUUUGGUUUACUAUUUAAACCGUUCAGCUACUAGAAACUCUGUGAUGGGAACACAUGGUGAUGGACAAGAUAGUUCUGAUGCAUCGUUUCGUCUUUCAUCGUCUUCGAUUGAUGAAUCUUACUUAACUAAAUUUUGUGGUUUUCCUAUGAACAACCCGUUUAAUCCUUGUAAAAUGUACUCAAAUGAUACGACAUAUCCUGGAUUUAAUCCGUUUUUUAUUGAUGUUCCUUUUUGGUUAGAUGUAGAAAAAAGAAUCACGGAUCAAUGUCACGGUUCUAAAUUGACAUUUUACUUUCAAGUAAAAUUCUAUCCACAACACCCUGAUCUCGUUUUUGAAUGCCCUAAGUCCAGAUAUCAAUUUUGCCUUCAGUUAAGACAGCAUUUAAGUAUUGGACGACUCUUAUGCUCAUUUGAAACCCACGUAAUAUUGGGAGCAUUAAUAGCUCAAAUGGAUCUAGGUAAUGCUGUGAAACAUCGAAGAUCUCGCAGUGGUCAUUCAAGUUGUCGAUCUAAUCCUUAUGUUGAAUCAACAUCACAUAAUUUUUCACGUCAACAGUCGAUUUCACCAGCUCGAAGUUUUUCAUCUGAACGUAGAUGUAGUUUAGCUCAACCUGAGCAUAGUGAUGAUAGUAUUAUAUGGGAUUCACGCGUUGAUGAUAAGUGCAAUAAAGAUAAACCUUGUUCAUCUUCUGUUAGAAAUAAAUCCAACACAUACAAUCAUAUUGGUUGUAGUUGUUCUACACAACAGAUAGAUAAUAUCAGUAUUAUGUAUUUACAAUGUUUACCUCAUUUAGCCAGAGGAUCUGUUACGUCAUCAUCGAUUCAUCAUAGUACAAAUGAUAUAUCGAACAGUAGUAGACCAAGUUUAUUGUCAUCUACAUUAAAUAACAUUGAAGAUGUUCUGUUAUCACCAGUAAAGCAAACUUUUAGUCCUGGAUGGCCUUACCCAAAGUCCGAUUGUCGUUAUUGUCCUGUGCUUUUAUCACGUAUUGCUCGAUUACAUCGAAAUCUUAGGGGCAUGUCACAAAAAGAUGCAGAAAUAUCGUUUUUAAAAAAUGUAAAGAAAUUAUCAUUUUAUGGUGUUGAAUUACAUCCAAUAAAGAAAUUUCAGUCUAGUUAUAUUUCAUCUGGUUCAUUUAAAAAUAUAACAAAGAGAUUGUCUAAUUCAUUGUCUACUCGUUCUCGAACUGCUUCCGUUGAAUCUUAUCAUAAUUUCGUUGAUACUUCAAGUACUGGUUCUAAUCAGUUGCUUAACUCAAACAGAACACAAAAUUUCUUAUCUAUAUCUGGUUUGAAAUCAUCCCUACGACGAAUAUUUAAUGUCAGAUCUGAAGAUCAACCAUUAUUUCCUUUUGCAUUUGAUGAUUUUCCUAAUUUCGAUUUUUCACUGGGAGUAUAUUAUGCUGGUUUAUUUUUACAAUGGGGUCAUUUACGUUUAUCACAUUAUAAAUGGUCUCGAAUUGUGAAAAUAUGCUUUCAUUUAGAUGAAUUUACUUUAGUUGUAAAAACCAAUCAAACUAAAUCAUCAUCAAGUCCUCGUAUUUUACUGAAGUGUAAAUUUGCUUUUCAAAAACUAGCCAGACGUUUCUAUAGAGCAUGUGUUGAACAUCAUAUGUUUUUUAAAGUUCAUUGCAAACACCUUUUAGUGUCAAAUCAUAAUAAACAAGAAUCUUUAAAACCUGAGCCUAUUGUUUUACCUGUAAAUCAGGCAAUACAUGUAAAUAAGGAAUUAUUAAAUAAUGCUUCAGUAUCUAUUAAUGGACCAUUUAGUACUAAACUAUUACCUGUGCAUAAUUUACAAUCACCUAAACUACCAACUACACCUACACGAUCAGAAUGUGAACUGGAUCAUGUACAUUUAUCAAACCCUCAAAUUAAUAAUUCUGAGUUUCCGGAAUAUGCUGAACAACCUGUACAUACUUUGCAAACCGAUUUGAAAUCUCAAACGAAUGUGGAUUCACUUAAGAAAACUUAUUCAAAUACUCAUUUAUUGUUACCAUGUACUUCAAAUGAACCGCUUACACGAAGUGGUUCAUUGAAUCAUUUAGAUAAUUAUUCCAUUGUUCAUAUUGCUAGUCCAAUUGAAUGUUCUAGUCGAUUAGAUAUUUUAAAUUCAUCUGUUGUUAAUGAUGCUGAUGAUGAUGUGAAUGCGGAUGAGGAUAAUAUUGGUUAUGGUAAUGAUGAUGAAUGUAUUAUACCGACAAAUAGUCAAAAUUCCGUUUCUAUCGAUUGUUUAUGUCAUAUAACAUCAACUCCAACGGAUAAACAUACAUCAUUUAAUAUCAAUGAGAGUCCCAUUAUUGAUCCAGUGCCCAUACAUUCUGAAGAUCCAAAGUUCAUACCAUCUACGGAUGAUACUUUUCAAGCUCUUCUUACUUGUGAUAUCCCUAGUCUACUGCCUACCUUUAUUCCUAUAAAUUGUGCCUUGACAAAUCCAAACGAAGAAUAUCUACCCAUUGAUAAAAUUAACUGCUUACCGCCUGUGCAGCAUAUUUCCAAUGAUUUUUCACAGAUUGAAUUGAUCAAACCAACAAAUUCAUUAUGGUGUUAUCAUCUAUUUCCAUCAUGCAUUGAUUUGAAUUCAUUGAACAAAAUUAUUACACCGUCAUAUUCAUCGCUUAUUUCUUCGAAUGGUGAAAUUAUUCGUUUAAAUCCUGACGCAAAUAAUGAUAAUAACGAUAAUAAUAUGCCUAAUUCUUCCUCUUCUCUUGUUCCAUAUGAUUUUUUUCAUUUGAAUCCAAUUGAAAAGCCGCCUGAAUAUUAUUCCAUACCGAUUGUUCGAACACGUACCAUUCGAUUUAUUCAUGAUUAUACACCGAUUCAAAUUAACGAAUAUAAAACAUUGAAACAUUCACAAAUUCAUAUUGUACAAGGUACUGCUGAUAUACCAUUAGUUUCAACUAAAUCAUUUUAUCAUCAGUAG
Schistosoma turkestanicum is the source of this 3372-nucleotide messenger RNA. The record is from the annotation of a GenBank genome assembly. Lineage: Eukaryota; Metazoa; Platyhelminthes; Trematoda; Strigeidida; Schistosomatidae.